AUGCCACCUAAGCGUUCGUUGGCACUGGUGGCUGCUCAGGCACAUUGGGCCAAAAAGGCCAAGCCAGAAGCUUCCGUCGUAUCUGAUGAGACCAUUGAACAUGCAAAGGCACAUCCUGAGGUGAUAGUCAUUGAGUCUGAUAGUGAAGACGAUGAACCAGUCAAUGGAAUAUCAGAAGGCAAGAAAUCAGCAUCAGAAGAAAAUUCGUAUGGAGUAUAUUUGUUAUACAAUCCUAGUUAUGAUGAUCCUCUUAAAGAACGUCAAGCUAACUUCGGAACGAUUACCAUUGAAUCACUUGUAGGAGGGAAAGAUCUAAUACAACUGUACCAGUUUAAUUUCUCCAUUGAAUAUGAUUUCUUUAUGAGUUAUUUCCAUCCACAGUUUUCUAAAAACAAACGUCCAAUUACAUUCAUCACCACUUGUGCCAUGACAGAAGAAGAGUCCACAAUCAUGAAGACCCAUUUUAACUUUGAUAUCAUCGUACCCAAGAAUAUUCCCAGAUUUGGAUCUCAUCAUACAAAGCUCAUGGUCAACUUCUUUGAAGAUAACACUUGUCAGAUUGUCAUUAUGACUUGUAACCUUGCAAGAAUUGAUUUUGGAGCUUUAACACAAAUGAUUUGGAAAUCAGAAAGACUACCUUUGGGUGAAACGAGAGUUGAUCAAGGCAUACGAUUCCAAAGAGACUUUGCAAAUUAUUUACGAAGAUACAAUCAACCCAAACUUAAUGACCUCGUAAAUGAACUUUCUAAAUUCGACUUUCUGUCUAUAAAGGUUGAAUUGCUUGCUUCGGCUCCUGGAACAUACGAUAUGAACAAUUCAAAAGAGAACUACGGCUUGGGAAAACUCUAUCACAUAUUAAAGCGAAACCGUUUAUUACUUCCUGCUAGCACUUUGUCCCAUCAAGAAGGUAAGGCAAAGUAUCAUAUACUAGCAGAAAUCUCGUCUAUCGCAUACCCCUUUAUGACUAUUAAUAACCAACCAUAUAACAUAUUCACUCAUCUCUUGUGUCCCCUCAUGUUCGAAGACGAGUUGAGCAAUGUUAACAUUGCUGCUGGUUUGGUUGGGGCCAAGGAACAUCAAAAGGCUCACAACUAUAGCCCAUAUAUCAUGUUUCCGACUGUAUCCGACAUAGCCAAUAAUAACCUGGGAUACGGAGCCGGUAGAGCAGUGCAUUUCAACUAUUCACUGAGUUGUAUCAACAGAUACCAUUUUAGACUUUUGAAACCAUAUAUGUGCAAAUGGAAUGAUUCUACUGCAAAGCAUCAAUGUGGGGGAAGAGAGGAAGUAAUACCCCAUGUCAAAUUAUUUCUUUGUGAUAAUGGAGAUGAGUGGAAAUCAUUGAGAUGGUUAUUACUAACCUCUCAUAACUUAUCCAAACAGGGAUGGGGAUCUCCAAUCAUACCUAAGAAAUCAAACCUGCUCCUGCUGCUUAAUCUUGGAUUCGAGCAGUUUUCUAUUUCUAGCUACGAGUUAGGAAUUUUCGUUCCUCGGCCACAGAAUUAUCACAUCCAAAGCAGAUCUGGAACUUUAAACAACAAAAUUAAUAAUAGAAACUCAAUCGUAAUUCCAUUCAACUUGCCCCCAACAUCUUACAGCAUGUCGGAUCUCCCUUGGAGUCCUCAUGUAACUUCUAGUGUUCCAGAUAAAUUUGGCCAAGUUUAUGCAUUAACUUAA
Molecule: messenger RNA, 1674 nt
Organism: Lizanozyma spartinae
Lineage: Eukaryota; Fungi; Ascomycota; Pichiomycetes; Serinales; Debaryomycetaceae
Exons: 1
Coding region: 1-1674 (557 amino acids)
Biological process (GO): double-strand break repair; single strand break repair
Cellular component (GO): nucleus
Molecular function (GO): double-stranded DNA binding; 3'-tyrosyl-DNA phosphodiesterase activity; single-stranded DNA binding
Source: RefSeq, a predicted model, not a curated record